Tribolium castaneum (red flour beetle) is the source of this 761-nucleotide messenger RNA. Its product is annotated as ras-like GTP-binding protein RHO. The record is from RefSeq and is a predicted model, not a curated record. The coding region runs from base 187 to 702 and encodes 171 amino acids. The transcript is spliced from 4 exons. Gene Ontology annotation, biological process: small GTPase-mediated signal transduction. NCBI's taxonomy places the organism in Eukaryota, Metazoa, Arthropoda, Insecta, Coleoptera, Tenebrionidae. Gene Ontology annotation, molecular function: GTP binding; GTPase activity.
GAUACGAAGAUUGUCUUAUCUUAUUUUCUCUAAAUAAAUUAAAUAAAUUGCAGCGAGAUAAACUAAAAAAUCCAGGUCUAGUGUUGGUGUUUCGGGAAAAAAUGUGUAUGAAUUAGCCUGUCUUGUUUCGUUGUUUCGCCGGGAAUUAAUUCGAAUAAAUGAAUCGGAAAGCCUUUCAUUAAUCAAAUGGAGAGAAACAUCGUGAUCAUAGGCGACGGAUACGUCGGCAAAACGAGCAUUUUGAAUGCGAUCAAAGAGAAGAAGUUCGAGGAACAAAUCCCUAAUGUGUAUGAUAACUUCGAGCUGUGUCAAACGGUAAACGGUAAACAAUUCCAACUCAAGUUUAUCGAUACGGCAGGUCAGGAGGAAUUCGCAAUGAUCAGGAAACUUUCCUACGAGGAUGCGAACCUUUUUCUGCUGUGUUUCGCUGUAGACGACCGAGUUUCCUUCGAAAACAUGGAAAGUGUCUGGGUACCGGACUUGCAAAACUGCAAAGACGUACCAGUGGUUCUCGUUGGUACAAAAUCAGAUUUGCGCAAAACACACAGUUGCAUAAAUCGGGACGAAAUCAUCAAAUUCCAGAAAAAAAUCAAUGCUCUAUUUUACGCAGAAUGCUCGGCGAAGACUCUGGACGGAAUUGAGGAUUUGAAGAAGCGGAUUUUGAAGCUGUUUGCCAAAGAAAAAUCUUGCACCAUCCAGUGAAUUAUUUUUUUUGAGAGACAAUGGCUGUGUUAUACCUUAUCAAUAAAAAUUUUACGCUA